GGUAGCACUGGCCGCCUCGCGCGGGGUUGGGUGCCGUCGUUGCCGCGCGCGCCCCCAAGAUGGCGUGUGUGCUGGAGACGCCGCUCCGCAUGAGCGUCCUCUCGGAAGUAACUGCUAGCAGUCGCCAUUAUGUUGACAGAUUAUUUGAUCCUGAUCCCCAGAAAGUCCUGCAAGGUGUCAUAGAUAUGAAAAAUGCUGUAAUUGGAAACAACAAACAAAAAGCGAACUUGAUUGUUUUGGGAGCAGUUCCAAGGUUGCUGUAUUUGCUUCAGCAAGAAACCUCCAGCACGGAACUGAGAACUGAAUGUGCGGUAGUGCUAGGAAGCCUUGCGAUGGGUACAGAAAACAAUGUCAAAUCUCUACUAGACUGCCAUAUUAUCCCAGCCUUAUUGCAAGGAUUGCUGUCACCAGAACUGAAGUUUAUUGAAGCUUGCCUCCGAUGUCUUCGUACCAUUUUCACCAGCCCAGUAACUCCAGAGGAACUAUUGUAUACAGAUGCUACAGUUAUCCCCCACCUAAUGGCACUGCUUAGUAGGUCUCGAUAUACACAAGAAUACAUAUGUCAGAUCUUCUCACAUUGCUGCAAACUUCGACACUGGCAUAGCUGCGGCUUUAAAUCAUCGCCUCAGCCACUUCUAUGUGCCAAUGGUCCAGAUCAUCAGACAAUCUUGUUUAACCAUGGAGCAGUUCAGAAUAUUGCUCACCUAUUAAGUUCCACGUCCUACAAAGUUCGAAUGCAAGCAUUGAAAUGCUUCUCAGUUCUAGCCUUUGAAAACCCCCAGGUAUCAAUGACUCUUGUAAAUGUUUUGGUUGAUGGAGAAUUAUUACCACAGAUUUUUGUGAAGAUGUUACAAAGGGACAAGCCUAUUGAAAUGCAGCUCACAUCAGCCAAAUGCCUUACUUACAUGUGCAGAGCAGGAGCAAUCCAGACAGAUGAUAUCUGCAUUGUUUUAAAGACACUGCCAAGUUUGGUUCGGAUGUGUAGUAAGGAAAGAUUGUUGGAGGAACGAGUAGAAGGAGCCGAAACACUUGCCUAUCUAAUUGAAACAGAUGUUGAGCUCCAGAGAAUCGCCAGUAUUACAGACCAUCUUAUUGCAAUGCUUUCUGACUACUUCAAGUAUCCCAGCUCAGUCAGUGCAAUCACCGAUAUCAAAAGGCUUGACCAUGAUUUAAAGCAUGCUCACGAACUGCGCCAGGCUGCGUUCAAGCUGUAUGCUUCACUUGGAGCAAAUGAUGAAGACAUCCGAAAGAAGAUCAUUGAGACUGAAAAUAUGAUGGACCGAAUUGUGAAUGGCUUGUCUGAGUCUAGUAUCAAGGUGCGGCUAUCUGCAGUCAGAUGUUUGCACAGUUUGUCCCGGUCUGUGCAGCAGCUACGGACAAGUUUCCAGGAUCAUGCCGUAUGGAAACCCUUAAUGAAGGUUUUACAGAAUGCUCCAGAUGAAGUCCUGGUGGUAGCAUCUUCCACGCUAUGCAACCUUCUCCUUGAAUUCUCCCCAAGCAAAGAGCCUAUUUUAGAAUCAGGAGCCAUAGAACUUCUAUGUAGUUUAACCCAGAGUGAAAAUCUUGCUUUGCGAGUGAAUGGCAUUUGGGCUUUAAUGAACAUGGCAUUUCAAGCAGAACAAAAGAUCAAAGCAGACAUCUUACAAGGUUUGAGUACAGAACAAUUAUUCCAGUUACUCUCUGAUUCAGAUGUAAACGUGCUAAUGAAAACUUUGGGACUGCUCAGAAAUCUUCUGUCUACUCGCCCACAUAUAGACCAGAUAAUGAGCACCCAUGGAAAGCAAAUCAUGCAAGCAGUGACUCUUAUUUUGGAAGGGGAGCACAAUAUCGAGGUCAAGGAGCAGACAUUAUGUAUACUUGCCAACAUAGCAGAUGGAACAACAGCAAAAGAACUCAUUAUGACCAAUGAUGACAUCUUGCAGAAAAUUAAGUAUUACAUGAGUCAUUCGAAUACUAAACUUCAGCUUGCUGCCAUGUUUUGCAUAUCUAAUCUCAUAUGGAAUGAAGAAGAAGGUUCACAAGAACGCCAAGAUAAACUACGAGAUAUCGGAAUAGUAGAUAUUCUACACAAACUGAGUCAGUCAUCAGAUCCAAAUCUUUGUGACAAGGCGAAGACAGCACUCCAGCAGUAUCUUGCAUGAUCAAAGACUAAGUGAAUCUUUGGACACCCCUCGUGUGUUUAAGGACUAAAAGGAAAUAGCCUCAACUGAUUCCUUAUAUUUGCACAAGUCACCUUGGGCUGCAUUUCUCUCAGGUGCAGGGAGCUGCUUUGCAGAAACAGUUUAGGUGAUCAGGUCUCCAAUGCACUUGAACUUUUUUGAGGUA
This is a messenger RNA of Emys orbicularis (European pond turtle), 2325 nucleotides long. RefSeq names its product armadillo repeat containing 8 (gene ARMC8). The transcript has 23 exons. Bases 60 to 2141 code for a protein of 693 amino acids. NCBI's taxonomy places the organism in Eukaryota, Metazoa, Chordata, Testudines, Emydidae. Gene Ontology annotation, molecular function: protein binding. The record is from RefSeq and is a predicted model, not a curated record. Gene Ontology annotation, cellular component: GID complex. Gene Ontology annotation, biological process: proteasome-mediated ubiquitin-dependent protein catabolic process.